UACUAAACGAAGCCACUGACAUACGGGGCCAAGCCUUUCGAUCUGUUUCUUCCACCAGCCGCCGUGCUAGGAGUACUCGAACCCGGGAGGCCGGGAGCCAGAGCCCAGAGCCACCAGCGGCCAGCCCACCACCUACCAGGAAGAGACGGCGCCGCCGGAGAUGGAGAUGGAGACAGAGGCGGCGGCGGCGAGGCAGGCGAAGGAGUCCCUGGAGCUGGCGUUCCAGAUGUCCCAGAUCCUCGACACCGGCCUCGACCGCCACACCCUGUCGCUGCUCAUGGCGCUCUGCGACCGUGGAGCCAACCCCGAGGCCCUGGCCGCCCUCGUCCGCGAGCUCUCCUCCGCUGCUCCUCCAACCGCCGCGGCUUCCUCCCCCGUGAGCAACGGCGCCGCGGGGCUGGCCCCGGCAACUGCGUCGAUGUUCCCCUCCGGCCUUCGCCGUCCCUAGGGUGCUGCUAUAGUCUGGAUGGAACCGACGUAGUUUUUGAAGCAAGUGCAGAUCUCGCUGCUGGAAUGGAAUCGCUGGAUGAAAAGGAUUGCCUUUACAGUUCCAUGUGCGCUGUUGUGGGCUUGUGGCUGUUGUUUCGACAAGAAAACCUGUGGUUGGGUUCAUAGAGCCUACUAGAAAUCCACGUAUCCCUCGCUGGACUUAUGCGGGUUAACAGGAAUGAGGAGUCAUUGUCUCGUUACACCCAUCAUUGGACUGCUUCCAUCAGUUGUAUUGUAUGUAUCAGUUUCAGUGUUUCACGCCCGGUCUUUCGCUAAUUAUCCUCUCUUUGACCAUACUGUACACACCCUUUGCACUGGCAUGUGCUUAUCCUGGGAGGGAACGUGUCAUGUCUACCCAUCGAGCAGUGACAUCUUUAUCUCUA
Molecule: messenger RNA, 872 nt
Organism: Sorghum bicolor (sorghum)
Lineage: Eukaryota; Viridiplantae; Streptophyta; Magnoliopsida; Poales; Poaceae
Product: mitotic-spindle organizing protein 1B
Exons: 2
Coding region: 161-448 (95 amino acids)
Biological process (GO): mitotic spindle assembly; gamma-tubulin complex localization; microtubule nucleation by interphase microtubule organizing center
Cellular component (GO): gamma-tubulin ring complex; spindle; interphase microtubule organizing center
Source: RefSeq, a predicted model, not a curated record